AUGUCUCCUUCAUUACCUCUCACCGAAAUGCAAGUCGAGAAUGUCACGUUCCCGCCAGCGGUGAAACCCCCGGCCUCAAACAAUACUCUCUUCCUCGGUGGCGCAGGGGUGAGAGGAUUGGAGAUUGAAGGCAAGUUCAUAAAGGUCACGGCCAUAGGUGUGUACUUGGAGGAUAACACCGUGCAGUCACUUGCUGUUAAAUGGAAGGGCAAGAGUGCCAAGGAGUUGUCGAAUUCCGUCGAGUUCUUUAGAGAUAUUGUUACAGGUCCCUUCGAGAAAUUCAUGCGGGUGACGAUGAUAUUGCCAUUAAAGGGUCUCCAGUAUUCGGAGAAGGUUGCGGAGAAUUGUGUUGGCAUUUGGAAAUCUUUGGGAAUUUACACUGAUGCAGAAGCCAAAGCCAUUGAGAAAUUUCAAGAGGUCUUCAAGGAAGAAACCUUUCCUCCUGGCUCCUCGAUUCUUUUCACUCAAUCAGCCAAUGGAUCAUUAGCCAUUAGCUUCUCCAAAGAUGGGUCUAUCCCAGAAGUCGAGAAUGCAGUGAUAGAGAAUAAACCACUUUCAGAGGCUGUACUAGAGUCGAUGAUUGGCAAGUAUGGUGUGUCUCCUGAAGCAAAACGAAGUUUGGCUACAACAUUAUCAGAGUUGCUGAAAGAAAAGAAUGAAAAUGGGAACUGA
This is a messenger RNA of Dovyalis caffra, 672 nucleotides long. The record is from the annotation of a GenBank genome assembly. NCBI's taxonomy places the organism in Eukaryota, Viridiplantae, Streptophyta, Magnoliopsida, Malpighiales, Salicaceae.